AUGGUCAAGAUGAAUUCCAAGCCUUUCAAGGGCUUCGGUGGUAAAUCAUUCAACUCUCUUAACUUGAAGUCUUUCAUCAAAGCUUUACCCUCCAGAAAAGUCCUCAAAUCAAUCAAUGGAUCUCUCAAGUCUGAGUCCCUUUCAACGAUUGAUUUCAGCAGUUGUGUGUACGAAAAUCAAUCGGAGCACCAAGCAUCACAAAAGAACUCCCAUCCGAACAUCCAAGCUCUCGAGGCACCACCGCAGCCUGUUACUAUGAUGACUUUUUCGAAAGUUGUCGACAUCUUUGAAGAACUCGAGCCCAUCCAACCCAUCCAAGAGAUUCCGAAGCCGCGGAGUCGUACUCGAAGGAAUUCGUUUUUGAAAUUGAAGACCAAAAAAUCUUCUCGGCCCAACACGGCCAUCGAGUCUAUAAUCUCCAACCGAUUACUAGAACCCACUCAAGAAAUCUUGAGCCCAGAGAGCCGAAAAGCGCAGUGUUCUGCUCAUCUGGUUAAAGCAAGGAACGAAGUUUUACUCGGCAAAGAGACCGCGAAAGCGUCUCCCUUGAACUGCAAGCCGCCGAGCGCUCGAGAGAAGCGCUUGAAAUAUCGGCUGUACAAUGCGCCCCUCGAUUCGUUUGAGCUGCAACGAAGACUGGCCCGCCGGGGCGGCGACGAGAAGAUUUUCUUGCCCCGAUUGGAUCCUAGCAGUUACGCGCACAUCAUGCAAAAAGAACAUCAUCGACGCCGACUCGAAAGUCUGGCGUAUCAUCACAAUCCACACCUUCUCAAAAUCAAUGAACCUAUCAACAAUGGAGUCAGAACUUUGAAGCUCGAAACCAUCCCUGAAGGCGUCGGCAGUUGGGUAGUCUUAAAAGAUCCUCGUGAUCCUCGGAAACGUAGAACUAAGCUCGAUUAUAUUAUCACAUCUUGGUAG
This is a messenger RNA of Puccinia graminis f. sp. tritici CRL 75-36-700-3, 918 nucleotides long. RefSeq lists its product as uncharacterized. Lineage: Eukaryota; Fungi; Basidiomycota; Pucciniomycetes; Pucciniales; Pucciniaceae. The coding region runs from base 1 to 918 and encodes 305 amino acids. The record is from RefSeq and is a predicted model, not a curated record. The transcript is spliced from 3 exons.